AUGACUCCAAGUGUUGCUGCUGUUUUUAACGAUAAAUUCUGGUUCUGUGGAUCGAUGCUUUAUCCUGACAAGUGUUACUUCAUCAACCCAGACCAAAAGGGGGCUAAAACUGUUAUUGAGGCCAAGGGCCGCAUUCUUACUCGCUCAAUAUCUCCGCUUUCUUCUAAUUAUGGCCGACAUUCGUUUGUAUCCAAUAACAAGCUGAAUAUUUUACAGCCUAAUCCUCAAAUUAGGACUGUCGAUUUAAGCACAAUGAAUGAAGAUCCAGAUGAUGACUGGGACUCAUGGAGAUAUGAGGAUCCUCUGUGGGAGUACGAGUUUAGAAAUGAGUCUUUCGUGAAAGAAUAUUUCUCAACAGGCAUGUUCUCUAUGGAGAGUCUGCUCCCUUACGAUACUUUUAUGAAUGAUUUUUAUCCAAUUCCAGACCGAAAAGGAGUUCUCUUUGUUGCAGUCUUUCGAUACCGAGAAUUCGACGAAAAACCGUUUAAACCAGCAGGAUGCAAACAGUGUCCGAUUGUUCCGCGAAAAAAUUGGACAAAAGCCGAGUAUUUUAUCAUCCUCUAUCGAUACGUUUUCGGUCGUUUUAUUCGGCUUUCGAGAAUGGAAACCAAUUUUCGUUAUGAAAGCAAAUUACGAGGAUUUGAUUUGAAAACGCCGAUUUUCAAAGAUGUUUCGGCGCUGGAAUCUGAUGGUGACAUCAUUCUUCUUUCCAAUUCUGAGUCAGAAUACUUCAAGCUUAUUUUCGACGAAGAAACGAAAGAAACUGAACUGGAAGGAUUCGAAAUACCUGGAAUAAAACUUAUUGCUGCUUAA
Messenger RNA from Oikopleura dioica, 813 nucleotides. Lineage: Eukaryota; Metazoa; Chordata; Appendicularia; Copelata; Oikopleuridae. The record is from the annotation of a GenBank genome assembly.